GCAAAAAUUGGAGGAGAUGCUGGCACAUCAAUGAAUUCAAACGACUACGGUUAUGGAGGACAAAAAAGGCCUCUUGAGGAUGGAGAUCAACCAGAUGCUAAGAAAGUUGCUCCUCAGAAUGACGCUUUUGGAAAUCAGCUACCACCGAUGCAUCAACAACAAAGCAGGUCUGUGAUGACAGAGGAGUACAAAGUUCCAGAUGGGAUGGUUGGAUUCAUAAUUGGCAGAGGUGGAGAGCAGAUCUCGCGUAUACAGCAGGAGUCUGGCUGUAAAAUACAGAUUGCCCCUGAUAGUGGAGGCCUGCCUGAAAGAUCAUGUAUGCUAACUGGAACACCAGAGUCUGUUCAAUCAGCAAAAAGAUUACUUGAUCAGAUAGUUGAAAAGGGAAGACCUGCACCUGGCUUUCAUCAUGGUGAUGGACCUGGAAAUGCAGUCCAAGAAAUCAUGAUUCCAGCAAGUAAAGCAGGAUUAGUUAUUGGAAAAGGUGGAGAGACAAUUAAACAGUUACAGGAGCGGGCAGGUGUCAAAAUGGUCAUGAUUCAAGAUGGUCCACAGAACACUGGUGCAGACAAGCCCCUUAGGAUAACUGGAGACCCUUAUAAAGUUCAACAAGCCAAGGAAAUGGUGCUGGAGUUAAUUCGUGAUCAAGGUGGCUUUAGAGAGGUGCGCAACGAAUAUGGGUCACGAAUAGGAGGAAAUGAAGGGAUAGACGUUCCAAUACCACGAUUUGCUGUAGGUAUUGUGAUAGGAAGAAAUGGAGAGAUGAUAAAAAAGAUACAGAAUGAUGCUGGUGUUAGGAUCCAGUUUAAGCCAGAUGAUGGAACAACUCCAGAUAGAAUAGCCCAAAUCACAGGGCCUCCUGACAGAUGUCAGCAUGCUGCAGAGAUUAUUACAGAUCUCCUUCGAAGUGUUCAGGCUGGUAACCCUGGUGGACCAGGACCUGGUGGUCGAGGCAGGGGUAGAGGCCAAGGCAACUGGAACAUGGGGCCUCCCGGUGGCUUACAGGAAUUCAAUUUUAUUGUUCCCACUGGCAAGACUGGAUUAAUCAUUGGCAAAGGUGGUGAAACUAUUAAAAGCAUAAGCCAGCAGUCUGGUGCUAGAAUAGAACUUCAAAGAAAUCCUCCACCUAACGCAGAUCCAAACAUGAAGAUGUUUACUAUCCGUGGAACACCCCAGCAAAUAGAUUAUGCACGACAGCUUAUAGAAGAAAAGAUUGGAGGUCCAGUAAAUCCAUUGGGUCCACCUGUUCCACAUGGACCUCAUGGUGUUGUUCCUGGCCCGCACGGACCUCCUGGGCCACCAGGUCCUGGUGCUCCCAUGGGACCAUAUAACCCUGCUCCUUAUAAUCCAGGGCCUCCUGGCCCUGCACCUCAUGGUCCUCCAGCACCGUAUGCCCCACAAGGAUGGGGAAAUGCCUAUCCACACUGGCAGCCACCAAAUCCACCAGAUCCGGGUAAGCCCGGAACAGAUCCCAAUUCAGCAGCGUGGGCAGCUUAUUAUGCUCACUACUAUCAGCAGCAAGCACAGCCACCACCUGCAGCCCCUCCUGGUGGACCAGCUACAACCCAAACUAAUGGACAAGGAGAUCAGCCAAAUCCAGCACCAGCAGGGCAGGUUGACUAUACCAAGGCCUGGGAGGAGUACUACAAAAAAAUGGGUCAAGCAGUUCCUGCCCCUGCUGGGGCCCCGCCGGGUGGUCAGCCAGAUUACAGUGCAGCGUGGGCUGAGUACUACAGGCAACAGGCAGCAUAUUAUGCCCAGACAAGUCCCCAGGGAAUGCCACAACAUCCUCCAGCACCACAGGGUUUUGAAAACCAUGCAAGAAGCCACCACCAUUUACAUUAACCAGUUUUUCUUUCUUAAAGGCUUCACUCCUGAGUUAGCUCGAUUUAAAGGAUUUUCUUUAACUUUUUGUGUAUCUCUUAUGUAUCUCUUCUGCACAGGGCCAAUAAUAAGAAGUGGACAAUACAGUAUUUUCUUCAUUGUGUGGGGGAAAAAACCUUUGUUAAAUGUAUGGAUGCAGACGCCUUGAUGAAGAUCUUAAUUUUGUUUGGUUAAAAAAAUAGUGUUUUUGAAAAUGUACAAAAUAUCUAUCACUACUGAUAGGAGGUAAUAUUUCUGUGUAGAAAUGAAAAAUGGUUUGUUUUUAGUAUUAGUGUAGAUGUACACAUUCCAGCAAAUGUAUUUGCAAUUAUGUGGUUAAUGCUUUGUGAUAUAAAUGUACUUUUUCAAUGUAUACUUUAUCACUUUUAAAAUGCCUGUUUUGUGCUUUACAAUAAAUAAUAUGAAACCUCC
Antrostomus carolinensis (chuck-will's-widow) is the source of this 2295-nucleotide messenger RNA. It is a transcript of the gene FUBP1, whose product is annotated as far upstream element binding protein 1. Gene Ontology annotation, biological process: regulation of DNA-templated transcription. The transcript has 20 exons. Gene Ontology annotation, molecular function: RNA binding. The record is from RefSeq and is a predicted model, not a curated record. NCBI's taxonomy places the organism in Eukaryota, Metazoa, Chordata, Aves, Caprimulgiformes, Caprimulgidae. The coding region runs from base 31 to 1845 and encodes 604 amino acids.